ACCGUUCAGAGAAGAAAUCAAAGUAUGGCUUCCAGGUUUGUACGUGUCGGAGUGACACCUGCUCCACGUUGCUCCGUUGAAACUAGGGAAAAAACAAUGGCUGUCUUUGAGCAAGCUGAUGAUUACAAACAAAAAUUUGUGGCUGAAAUAACUGAUUCAUUUAAAAAUGGCAUUUGCAAAAUUCUACAGCUUGCAAGAGAUCUUCAGGCAGUAGACAGGAACCACAUGGAAAAUGAUUCAUGGAAAAUUCGAAUCUCUAUUUUAGUUGCUAAAAUAACUCUGUCUCAGUCUGAAAUGUCUGCCAAGGGCCAUGUGGAAAAAGUGGAUGGAAAAUGUGUAAACCUUGUUUAUGAAAAGAAACGGCUUGAAACAGAAGAAAAAGAGAAAAGGGAGAAGUUGUUUUCAAUGCAAACGAAUUUGAAACAUUUGGAGGAGAUGCUGAAAAGCUAUAAAGAGAGCCUCAACCAGGCAAACCGUAAUCUGUCUUCUGCCCAGGAAAAUGUAAAGUCUGCCAGGCAUAAAGCAAGAGAACAGGAGACUGUCAGAGAUGUUGGUAUUGGAAUGCUGUUUCUACCGUUUAUUGGUCCCAUAGUAGGAGGAAUAAUGAUUGGUGUGGGUCAGACGGCCAUGGAAAAUGCUGAGCAUGCUGAGAGAGUUGCACAAGAAAAUGCAGACAGUUGGAAAAGUGAAGUUGCUAAGCAUAACACAAAUUUCUGGGAAUACAUAAACAAAAUAAAUCUCCAAAAAAAAGAUAUUGAUUUAAUCAGUGGGCGCUUGCAGAAAAUUUCAUGCGAGUUGAAGAGCCUGUCUCAGGUACGCCUGGAGAUGGGUGAGGUUCAGAAGAAGCUGAAGGAUGCCACCUUUUAUCUGAGCACACUGGCUGGGAAAAUGCAGGCAGCGGAGGUGCAAACCAGGAUCGUCGUUUUCUUUGAUCCAUUAAUUAAUAUUUUACAUGAUAUCACCCAAUAUUUAUGCAAACAAAAGAACCUGGAGCUCUUCCAGCUGCAUGUUGAGCCAAUGAUCAAGCAACUGAAAGAAGAGAAUGCCCGCCUGAAAGCUAUCUGUGACGAUGACAGUGAAUCCAUCCAGUUUUAUUAAGCAGGGAAAUAUUAAUUGCAUGUAAAGCAUGUAACACUUUUGAUUUUACUGUGUUAAGAGUGGGACUGCAAAACAAAAUAACAGUGUGACAAACUAC
Messenger RNA from Erpetoichthys calabaricus (reedfish), 1195 nucleotides. RefSeq lists its product as uncharacterized. Lineage: Eukaryota; Metazoa; Chordata; Cladistia; Polypteriformes; Polypteridae. Bases 25 to 1098 code for a protein of 357 amino acids. The record is from RefSeq and is a predicted model, not a curated record. The transcript has 3 exons.